AUGUCUUGUUUUCGAUCAGAAGAAUCUAGAGAACAACAACGAAUAAGUCGAGAAAUUGAACGUCAAUUACAUAAAGAUAAGAAUACAGGGAGAAAAGAAGUGAAAUUAUUAUUACUUGGGACUGGAGAAUCCGGUAAAAGUACUUUUGUAAAACAAAUGCGAAUUAUACAUGGAGCUGGUUAUACAGACAUGGAAAAAUAUGCUUUUAAAACUUUAGUAUAUCAGAAUAUCUUUCUAGCCAUGCAAACAAUGUGUGAUGCACUGUGUGCACUUUCAAUAGAAUUAGAAUAUCCUGUAAAUCAAGAAAAUAUAGAACUUAUCAUAAAAGUUGAUCUUGAAGAUUCUGUUGAACUGACACCUGAACGUAUCAAUGCUAUACGUCAGUUAUGGGCUGACCAAGGAAUGAAAGAGUGCUAUGAACGUAGAAGAGAAUUUCAAUUGUCCGACUCAUCGAAAUACUAUUUGAACAAUUUUGACAGAAUAGCUGAUCCAGAUUAUUUACCAAGUCUACAAGAUAUUUUACGUGUACGUGUACCAACAACUGGUAUAAUUGAAUACCCGUUCAAUUUGGAUUCUACUGUUUUCAGGAUUGUGGAUGUGGGCGGUCAAAGAUCAGAACGAAGAAAAUGGAUUCAUUCCUUUGAAAGUGUAACUUCUAUUAUAUUUUUAAGUGCAUUAAAUGAAUAUGAUCAAGUUCUUGUAGAAAAUAAAAAUGAGAAUCGAAUGGAAGAAAGUCUUCUACUUUUCAAAACUAUUAUAAAUUACGAAUGCUUUCAAUCAUUGUCAAUUAUAUUGUUCUUGAAUAAAAAGGAUAUUUUGGAAGAGAAGAUACAAUAUUCACAUUUGGUUGAUUACUUCCCGAAAUUUACAGGUCCAAAAAACGACGCAAUAGCUGCACGCAAUUUCAUACUAAAAAUGUAUCAAGAAUUGAAUCUAAAUUCAGGACGACCAAUUUAUUCACAUUUUACUUGUGCUACAGAUACAGAGAAUAUUCGUGUUGUUUUCGUAGCUGUAAAGGAUACUAUAUUACAAACAAAUUUAAAAGAAUUCAAUCUUGUUUGA
Messenger RNA from Schistosoma guineensis, 1062 nucleotides. The record is from the annotation of a GenBank genome assembly. Lineage: Eukaryota; Metazoa; Platyhelminthes; Trematoda; Strigeidida; Schistosomatidae.